UAGAAACGAAGGGAAGCCAUGACGUGUUACCUAAAUACCGGCUGUCUGCAACACCAGCGCCACUGUAACAGCGAAGCGAAGUCGCUAGAGGAAGAAAGCUGAGCUUCGCAACCUUUCCAGAAGCAAAGCCAGUUGCGACAGACUUACCCUAGGGCUUCCCCCCCUUUCAACCAGAGAUCUGCCGGAAGAGGAAAAAUGAGUGUAUGGAACUACGUGGUGACGGCGCACAAGCCUACCAACGUUACUCACUCUUGCGUCGGCAACUUCACCAGCCCUCAAGAGCUCAAUCUCAUCAUUGCGAAAUGUACUCGGAUUGAAAUCCAUUUGCUUACUCCUCAAGGAUUGCAGCCGAUGUUAGAUGUGCCAAUAUAUGGAAGAAUUGCAACACUUGAACUUUUCCGUCCACACGGUGAAGCUCAGGAUUUUCUAUUUAUUGCAACAGAGCGAUACAAGUUCUGUGUUCUUCAAUGGGAUGCUGAGACAUCCGAGCUUAUUACAAGAGCAAUGGGGGAUGUUUCAGACCGUAUUGGUCGACCCACAGACAAUGGACAGAUUGGCAUAAUAGAUCCUGAUUGUAGGUUAAUUGGACUCCAUCUAUAUGAUGGGCUUUUUAAGGUUAUUCCUUUUGAUAAUAAAGGGCAACUCAAAGAAGCAUUUAAUAUAAGGCUUGAGGAACUUCAAGUUUUGGACAUCAAGUUUCUAUAUGGUUGCUCAAAGCCUACAAUCGUAGUUUUAUACCAGGACAAUAAAGAUGCACGUCACGUUAAAACAUAUGAGGUUGCUCUAAAGGAGAAGGACUUUGUCGAGGGACCAUGGUCCCAAAACAAUCUUGACAAUGGAGCUGAUUUGCUCAUACCUGUACCCCCACCUCUCUGUGGUGUCCUUAUUAUUGGAGAAGAAACAAUUGUCUAUUGCAGUGCGAAUGCAUUCAAAGCAAUCCCAAUCAGACCUUCAAUUACAAAAGCCUAUGGAAGAGUUGAUGCUGAUGGCUCUAGGUAUUUGCUUGGCGAUCAUGCUGGCCUUCUUCACCUGCUUGUCAUAACCCAUGAGAAAGAAAAGGUUACUGGGCUCAAAAUCGAACUCUUGGGGGAAACUUCCAUUGCAUCGACAAUAUCAUAUCUUGAUAACGCAUUUGUCUAUAUUGGCUCAAGUUAUGGAGAUUCACAGCUGAUAAAGUUAAAUCUACAACCUGAUGCAAAAGGUUCAUAUGUAGAAGUUUUGGAGAGGUAUGUCAAUUUGGGGCCUAUUGUUGACUUUUGUGUGGUUGACCUUGAGAGGCAAGGGCAGGGUCAAGUUGUAACUUGCUCUGGAGCUUAUAAGGAUGGUUCCCUUCGCAUAGUUCGAAAUGGAAUAGGAAUCAAUGAACAGGCCUCAGUAGAACUUCAAGGUAUCAAAGGAAUGUGGUCAUUGAGAUCCUCUACAGAUGAUCCAUUUGACACGUUCCUGGUUGUUAGUUUUAUUAGUGAGACGCGUAUUUUGGCAAUGAAUCUUGAGGAUGAGUUGGAAGAAACAGAGAUUGAGGGAUUUAAUUCUCAAGUGCAGACAUUGUUCUGCCAUGAUGCUGUUUACAAUCAACUUGUACAGGUCACUUCAAGCUCUGUAAGGCUUGUGAGUUCAAUAUCUAGAGAGCUACGGCAUGAAUGGAAUGCUCCACCUGGGUAUUCAGUCAAUGUUGCCACUGCUAAUGCCACCCAGGUUUUACUCGCAACAGGGGGUGGUCAUUUGGUUUAUUUGGAAAUUGGUGAUGGCACAUUGACACAAGUAAAACAUGUGCAGCUGGAGUAUGAAAUCUCAUGUCUUGACAUUAACCCCAUCGGUGAGAACUCUAACUACAGUCAGCUGGCUGCAGUUGGAAUGUGGACAGAUAUAAGUGUGAGGAUAUUUUCACUCCCUGACCUGAAUCUCAUCACAAAGGAGCAAUUGGGAGGAGAGAUUAUUCCUCGUUCUGUUCUUCUUUGCUCCUUUGAAGGGAUCUCUUACUUGUUGUGUGCCCUUGGAGAUGGUCAUCUUCUAAAUUUUCAAUUGAACAUGAGUAGUGGUGAGUUAACAGAUAGGAAAAAGGUUUCUCUUGGGACCCAGCCCAUAACGCUUCGUACUUUCUCCUCUAAGAAUACCACCCAUGUAUUUGCCGCAUCUGAUAGGCCAACUGUCAUUUAUAGUAGUAACAAGAAACUACUCUACAGCAAUGUCAAUCUGAAGGAAGUCAGUCAUAUGUGCCCUUUUAACUCUGCUGCUUUUCCAGAUAGCCUUGCCAUUGCGAAAGAAGGUGAACUUACUAUUGGCACUAUUGAUGAUAUCCAGAAGCUUCACAUUCGCUCUAUCCCACUUGGGGAGCAUGCUCGUCGCAUCUGCCAUCAGGAACAGUCUCGGACCUUUGCAAUAUGUAGUUUGAAAAACCAGCCUAGUGCUGACGAAUCUGAAAUGCAUUUUAUCCGCCUGUUAGAUGAUCAAACCUUUGAGUUCAUUUCGACCUACCCUCUUGAUACUUUUGAGUAUGGUUGCUCCAUACUGAGCUGUUCAUUCUCAGAUGAUCCUAAUGUAUAUUAUUGUGUGGGGACUGCAUAUGUUUUGCCAGAAGAAAAUGAGCCGACUAAGGGCCGUAUAUUGGUUUUCAUUGUUGAAGAUGGGAAGUUACAGCUUAUUGCCGAAAAGGAAACUAAGGGGGCAGUUUACUCUCUAAGUGCUUUCAACGGCAAACUACUGGCUGCUAUUAAUCAAAAAAUCCAGCUGUACAAGUGGAUGCUUCGGGAGGAUGGCACCCGGGAACUGCAAUCUGAAUGCGGACAUCAUGGCCACAUACUUGCCCUCUAUGUACAAACUCGUGGGGAUUUCAUUGUUGUUGGUGAUCUGAUGAAAUCAAUAUCCUUGUUAAUCUACAAACAUGAGGAAGGUGCAAUUGAGGAACGAGCCCGUGACUAUAAUGCUAACUGGAUGUCAGCUGUUGAGAUUCUUGAUGAUGACAUCUAUCUUGGUGCUGAAAACAACUUCAACCUCUUCACAGUUCGGAAGAACAGUGAAGGGGCCACUGAUGAGGAACGGGGCCGUCUUGAGGUGGUUGGUGAGUACCACCUUGGGGAAUUUGUCAACCGAUUCUGUCAUGGUUCCCUUGUUAUGCGAUUGCCAGAUUCUGAUGUAGGCCAGAUUCCAACUGUUAUUUUUGGCACCGUUAACGGUGUCAUCGGUGUCAUUGCUUCACUUCCUCAUGAGCAGUAUGCCUUUUUGGAGAAGCUCCAAUCGAACUUAAGAAAGGUAAUAAAGGGUGUUGGAGGGCUGAGCCAUGAACAAUGGAGAUCAUUCAACAACGAGAAGAAAACUGUGGAAGCCAAAAACUUUCUGGAUGGUGAUUUGAUCGAAUCAUUCCUUGAUCUGAGCCGUGGUAAGAUGGAGGAGAUUUCCAAGGCGAUGAGUGUUUCAGUGGAGGAGCUUUCCAAGAGAGUUGAGGAACUGACGAGGUUGCACUGAUAGGUUGUUGAAUUUAAUUUUUUAUUCUUUGUUUGGCCUUGUUUAGAGACCCUUUUUAUUGGCAUGCGUAGAAGAAGAUUUGCAUUUUCUUUGAAAACUGAGAUGCAUCUGUAUUAUAAUUUUAUCAUCUCGUUGUUCAUAUGACAUUUCUUUUGCCCUUGAUGACCACUCCCAUAGCUAUUGAUUUGGCAGUUCUCAAGGAA
Molecule: messenger RNA, 3665 nt
Organism: Theobroma cacao (cacao)
Lineage: Eukaryota; Viridiplantae; Streptophyta; Magnoliopsida; Malvales; Malvaceae
Product: DNA damage-binding protein 1
Cellular component (GO): nucleus
Molecular function (GO): protein binding; nucleic acid binding
Source: RefSeq, a predicted model, not a curated record